GGGGGACGUUUCGGGCAUUUUAUUUUUUAGACUUCUACUAUUUCUUCUUCUCCGUUUCUCUUUUCUUUUUGUCGAAGGUUCUCACGGUUGGUCGGAUAAUGAGGCGUCAUUUCGACCGGUGAAUUGCCUGACGUUAGUUUUUCUUUCACCACUUGUGUGCGUCUUCGGUGUAGUGUAUAGACUGCCGGCUUUGAACCUCCUCCGUCUCGUUAUACCGCAGCAGUUGCCUCGCUCGCUCUUUCAGCAACUCCUCGUGACGCGUCAACCGUGUCGGCUAAUUGUAAACGCCUGAUGAACUCGCCGCUGUUAACUUUGUAUAUGUCGUCCUGUAUGUAGAGUUGAGAAAGCGCAGGGGUGGAGCAAGGAUCGAUGGGGGGGGGAUCGCCACGCUAGUACCGUCUUUCAAUUUGCUAAGUGAUACGUUGUACUGGGAUGCAGCAAACCGGAAAAACGGCCCUUUACCUUGGCUCAGCCAAGUAGAUGAUGAUGAUGAUGGUGGUGGUGGUGGGUAUAAAGUUAACCAUUUUGUGCAGAUGGCGCUGGAAGCGGUAGAGAUCCUCGCCAGACCGUGUUUUCGUGAGUUGUUCCUCUUCUCGUUUUCUUUACGACCGGGACGUGACGUGAAAUAAGCCCAUAAUGCAAACCAACACGAAGAGGAGGAGGUUGAUGACGAUGGGGAGAAAAGUGUAGUGGUAAGAUGUUAAUUGGCAGUGGCAGCGCAUCUGUUGUGUCAUCGCAUUAGCAGCCGGUCCCGGUCGGCCGCCCAUUCGAAUAUCCAAUGAGUCUCAGGUGAAUCGCGCAACUUCUAGGAAAGAAAAAAAGAAGAAGAAAAAAAAGGGGAUUGGCUCAAGCGAUUAUUCCGCUCUUUCUCAAUGGCGAAUUUCAGCAACAACAGCAACAACAACAACCUUCACGGUUAUCUCAAAGAUUACUAAAAAGAAAAAUAAAUAAAAGGAGGAAAAGGAUAUCAAACUAGGGGGAAGUGACUUUUCUCGACCCUUCCCUCUCUUUUGAUUGCGUAACAGUUUUACAACAUCCACCCACCGGUAGAAAAUGCAGUGCAAUUCGCCUCGUGGUCCAGUGCGGAGGUCCGUUCUCCACGUCGUGUCAAUUAUCCUGUCAAUGUGAACUUUUAUCAUUUCUCUCUUCAAAGUGUUCAACACCCAGUGAGGCUGCCCAGCACACAUCUGAAUCCAUAGUCUUUCGCAGGUGGACAGGAAUUUUCCGGGAGAGUAGAAAAUUCCGUUGCUGGCCAUCUUAUUCCGUCUGCUGCCGUCAAGUGGAAUUUCCGCGACGUGACACGACGCAGCCGAGCAUCCAUCAACAAAACACACGGCGACAUUUUCGUUCCUUUUUUCUUUCAUCUUUUUGGAAAAACGAGAAACGAUAAAAAGAAAAGAACAGAAAAUAGAAGAAGAUGCCUUCGCGUUUCCUGACCCUUUGGUCGAUGCUGGCCAAGCCCGGCCAGCAGUCUACGUCCAGCACCAAGAAGAAGAAUAAGAAAGACACUUCGGCCUCGUCACAACAGGUUCACUACCGACCUGGCUUUAUGCCGGUCAUUCCGAUCUAUGGCGAAGAUAUGGCCACCAGUGGCAGCACCAGAAGCGUCCGCGAUGAAGUUUUGGUUAAAGAAGAAGAAGUGACAGCACCGACCGCUCGCGACCGUACAUUGACCAGACCGGCCAGCAGCGUUUUCCGUCGAUCGCUUCUCUUCCGUAAAUCCGGCGUUCCGGCCGGAAUCAGUAAAAACCAUCAGAGUGUCGACUCGCUGGCCGUCACGCGAGAAGAGAGUCGAUCCGUGUCGAAAAGUCAGUCCGUCAGCGGUCUGAGUCAACGGAGCUUGCGCGUCUGUCAAGCCAAACGAGUGGCACCGCCAAUUGUUCCGGAAUCGGCGACGGCUUCAACAUCGUCAUCGUCGUUGUCCGUACAACAGCAUCCCAACCACCAUCACCAACAACAGCAGCAGCAGCAGCAGCAGCAGCAGCAACAACAACAUCGUCAUUCCGGAUCUAGUUUCGAUUCGGGAGGUUCGGCCGAAUCGUCUUCCGGUGGCUACUGUUCGGGCACGGGAAGCUUGUCGAGCUGUCACGCUCCUUCGUCGUCGGCCUGGAGCCAAGCCGGCAGCGACCAGCGCAGCUCAAUCGGCCUGGACGACGCCUUUCUGCCGCCUCCACCCUCGUCGCCGGCCGCCCACGCCAACAACAACGCCGCCAACAACAAACACCACAUGUACAGUCGAGGAGAAAACGAGCCGGUGUAUAGCGGACGCAAUCUGGGCUCGCCCGGCUUUGGCGGACCUGGCGGUAUCUUUACUUAUCCGGCGUCAGGAGCCAACAGUCACCAUACCCAGAAUGGUAUCUACGGUCAGAUAGGGCAGUAUCGAUCCGGUAGCCAGUCGAGCUCUCAGCACGUGUCGUUCGCCAUGGAUAACAACCACCCGACUUCACCGGCAUCGGUGGGAUCGGGCUCAACUUCGGCCACUGCCAUUCCCAGCAUGACGUUGCUUCCGCAUCCAAAUUACAGUCAUCAGCUGUCGAUGGAAGAUCAAGGAAUCGAUCUGACGCAGAGUCCGGGCCGCGAGAGCCCGUCGAGUAGCAGCAGUACGGUCAGCGUGGGAUUGAAGAGCAACAUUAGCGGCGGGAGUAGCAGCGGAAGUAGCGCCGCGUCGGCUCUCCUGACGGGAUCCUCUUCCUGUCGCCACAGCACCACCAGCACGACGAGCUUAGACAGUGGAAGGGCAUCGGGCACUUAUGACAUCCACCAUCACCACGGGGCCAACCAGCGGCACGGCUCCACUUCGUCGACGUCAACCACGUCCACUUUCCACCAUCCAGGCGGUCAAAUGUUGUUGGUCCAGCACCAGCAACAGCAACGAUUCUCGGGCCAAUCGUACGAGAGCUGCUUGCGUAACAGCUACCACAGUUCUUCGUCCAGUUUGGGAUCGAGUGGAGGCAAAAUCGAUGACAUCCAUCGAAUCAAUAUUGGCGAAAUGCUUUCUCAAGGAAUGCCGGAACACGAGAUUCUUAAUGCCUGGUUGACGGAUCUGGGCUUCGAAGAAUAUUACGAUCUCUUUGUCCAGUCAGGUUACGACAUGCACACUAUCACCCGGAUGACUCCCGAGGACUUGACGGCCAUUGGGAUUCAAAAGCCAAACCACCGCAAAAAGCUUAAAGCUGAAAUGGCCCUGCUCCAAAUACCGGACGGGUUGCCUGAUUUCAAACCGGAAACGCUCGAAGAAUGGUUGGCUCUACUAGGACUGGCUGAGUACAGUCCCAGUUUGAGACGCCAGGGCUACAGAACGGUGGAAGAUGUCACCCAGCUGACGUGGGAGGAUCUAGAGGAUUUUGGAAUAUUACGACUUGGUCACCAGAAGAAAAUCAUGCUGGCCAUUAAGCGAGUGAAAGACAUUUUGGCUGGCAAGUACGUGCCGUUGCAGAUGCAACAGGGCGACGUAAUGGUUUCGCCAGGAGGUGAAAUGCACGAAAUGUCGUCUCUCUCGACGUUCCAGUACCGCAACGGAUCGGCAUCUUCAUCUCACUACGCUAUUCCGCCUUCCAUCAUGCGGCCUGUCUUCUUUAUGCCACAACAACAGGCUCAACCACAACCACAUUAUCAGCAGCAACAUCAUGUUCAGCAGCAGCAGCAACAACAACAACAGCAACCUAUUUACUAUCAUUAUCAACAGCCGACAUACCGCCCGGAUGUCGUGGCGAUUCAGGUUCACCGGAAUAGGUCAUCGGAAGACGUUCGAUCUUGCCAGCCUGGCCCUGUUGCAAACGCUGAGCCAGCUGCUCUCCAGCAGACGUUUUACAAGCCCGGAUGGCGUCAGAGGAGCUACGAGGAUGGUGACGUGACGCCGGUGAGCGAGCACAGUCAUCACCUUUUGCCGCAAGGGCAGAAUGUGCCGGGCGGUGGCACUUUACCGCGCCCGCGAGGAACAGUCAAACCUCGCCCAGUGGCCAAAAUCAGCGCCAAGACGAGAACCGAUUGUUGCCCCGAUCCAUCUGCACACCUUCACGAUGACCUCAAAGCUCUGUCCAUCAGUCCGCCUACACAGCCGCUGUACGGCACGCUCGGGAAGAAGAACCCGCCUCCUGCCCCGCCCAAACGUGCCAGCAGCAGCUCCAUCUCGGCGGAGAGCGAGGCGGCCGAGCCCAUUUACGGACGGAGUGCCAAGUCUAGUCCCUUGCCGCUACCGCCUCCGCCACCCGUCACUGCCGCCGAUUCAAUGAGCCUCCUGGCUUAUUCGGAUGACUCAGAGGAUUUCCCUCCUCCGCCAGCGCCGAUUACAGCAUCCGACUCGUACCUGCAACACGGGCAGCACGCCUCUUCGGCUGCCGCCUCUGUCCGCGAACGACUCGACAACAUCCUCCAGCGCACGGGUGCUGGGCAUUGGCCAGCUCGCCCCCAUUCGCAACAGUCUCAUUAUGGAGUCCCCAACGCUACACCUAGUCGCCCCAACAGCACCAUGUCCUCCAUGAAGAUGGUCUCGACCAGAGAAUGCAGUCCAAGCGAAAGCAUUGAAACUUCAGAUACCGAACCGGGAAGCCCGGCCAUGGAAUUCCGUCAACGCCGGAAUGGAUCCGAUGCCAGUUUCAAGCAGUCGACGUCCAGCACGGAAUCGGAUUCAAUGCCGUUUGCCAACGACAACGCCGGUACCAUCAAACAGCGAAGUGCGCGGGCUCACCCGGCCCUUGCGGCACUGACGUACUCUUCUUCCUCUGUCGCCGCCGUUCUGUCUCCGUCACUCGGCCGACGGGCGCCAUCCACCAGCAACGCCAACACCAACACCAACAUAAAUCUCGGAACUAGCGACGUGUUGAACGACAUUGGCAACAUGCUAGCUGACUUGACGGACGAAUUGGACUCUAUGUUGGAAGAGGAAAGCAGUAACCAGCCCAUAAGGCAGAAAUCUUAAAAUGGAAAAUGGGGGGACGCAAAAAACGUUGUUUGUAAUUAUAUAUAUCUUAACCUGGAUUUUUAAACGUUUGCUGAUCCCCUAGGCCCCCCCCCCCCUCCCUUCCCUUGGAAUGAGAAAAACGUUCCGGGCUCCACUUUUUUGUUUAAAGCCAGCCAGCUGCGUCAAAGUGCCUAGUUCACAAGCAUGUCUCGUAAAGCAAGCAUGAUCCAUCUGGAUUGAUGAAACAGUUGAUGAACAAGUGUUGGAAAUUCCUAUAUUCUUAUUUCUCCCUUUUUCUUCUUCAAUUUAACACUGGUCCAUCUCGAUGGAAAUGAUUUCUUUUACGUUACGUGACGAUUUUAACUGUUGGGAUCAUUUUUUUCCCCUUUUUUUUUGUUUCACCGUCCUUUUGUUAUGUGUUGCCCGCCCAGCCAACUGAUGUACCUAUAUUAUAUUGUAUGUAAUACAUGUACACGUUUAUCGUAUCCCACUUUUGUGCAGAUAAACGGUGUCUGUAAGCCAACUGCACGGUUUUUUUUAAAUGAAAAAAACAAGCCCUCCUCAAUGUCGACGACUGGUUUGUAACCCUUGUAUUUUUCAUCCAAUCUACCCGUUUUGAGUGCUCCUCCUCCCGUCGUCCUUUGAUUUAUGCUAGCUUUUGAUCUACACACUAAAUAAAAAGAUUACAGUGAAA
Molecule: messenger RNA, 5594 nt
Organism: Daphnia pulex (common water flea)
Lineage: Eukaryota; Metazoa; Arthropoda; Branchiopoda; Diplostraca; Daphniidae
Gene: ckn
Product: caskin-1-like
Exons: 18
Coding region: 1418-4918 (1166 amino acids)
Biological process (GO): cell surface receptor protein tyrosine phosphatase signaling pathway; axonogenesis
Cellular component (GO): axon; focal adhesion
Molecular function (GO): signaling adaptor activity; protein phosphatase binding
Source: RefSeq, a predicted model, not a curated record